GUUUGCUAAAAGAUAGGUAUUAACAUUUGAGUAAAGGCUACAUUCCUGUAUCGGGAAGGUCAAAGGUUUUGCGGUAAAAGGAGUCUGAAAAGGAGGGAUUCAAAAUAUGCAGGUAAUAGCCUCUUCCUUACUGUUGCUCUCCAUCAUCGCUGUGUCACACGCACGGCUUCAACGUAAUUCAAAAAGAGAAACCAAAGAUGAGCGAAAAAAAGUGAAUACGCUUUUUGGGGAUUUAGAAGAAGCUGAGAAUCCUAUCAAAUUACACAGUAUCUGCGAGGUUAACUAUGAGAAAGUCGGAUGCUUCAAAGAAGACACCAACAACAGAACACUUUCACAGGAACUUUUCCAAGACAGGAUGUCAAGCGAUCCAAAUUACAGUGGACAAAGGGUAAACUGGGCCAACUACAAUACAUACCUCAAGAGUCUGGCAUGCCGCUGCGCCAAAAGCAGUGCCCAGAAUGGUUUUACUUACUUUGGUCUUCAAGACUACGGACGAUGCUUUAGUGAUCCACAUGCCUCUACAAGUUACAGCAGGCAUGGAAACUCGAGCCAUUGCUUUAAUCAAUACUUCUACUCGUGUGAUGACAAUGCUUACGGGCAGUGCAUGGGAAGAGGCAAAGAAGUGAAUUACAUAUACCACAUCACCGUGGAUGGUAUGCAAGACGCUUAAGUGUGCUAUAAGUGUUCUGUCUAAGGUUUUCAAGUACGGUUUCACCCAGUCAGUGGGCCUCAGGCAUUCUCUGUAAGAGGGUUGAUUGAAAUAAAUAAAUGUCCU
Molecule: messenger RNA, 775 nt
Organism: Pocillopora verrucosa
Lineage: Eukaryota; Metazoa; Cnidaria; Anthozoa; Scleractinia; Pocilloporidae
Source: RefSeq, a predicted model, not a curated record